Messenger RNA from Rhopalosiphum maidis (corn leaf aphid), 1340 nucleotides. It is a transcript of the gene Pex11ab, whose product is annotated as peroxisomal membrane protein 11B. The record is from RefSeq and is a predicted model, not a curated record. Gene Ontology annotation, biological process: peroxisome fission; regulation of peroxisome size. Bases 474 to 1178 code for a protein of 234 amino acids. Lineage: Eukaryota; Metazoa; Arthropoda; Insecta; Hemiptera; Aphididae. Gene Ontology annotation, cellular component: peroxisomal membrane. The transcript is spliced from 3 exons.
GAUUAGACGGCACGAAAAAGCGUAAACAACGAGUGGUCGGGUGAUAAACAUUUUGGGACGUUAUCUCGAAAUAAUUACGAAAGUUGCGCGUAAAACCCCGCCGUUAAACCUUUUCCGAAAAAAGGAAUAAUAAUUAUUGGAAUAAAUGAAUAACAUUAAUGUUUACUUAUAAUAACAAUGACGGUCGUCGAAUGAAAAUUGACGACGACGAUUGUAUUAUUAUGUACGAUGACGGUAGAAUAUUAUAAAAUGUGUAUAGUUUGUGAGCUGCUGGUUAUGUCGUACAACUCUUCCCGGAAACAGUGGAAAUGGUUGUGCGCGGUUUAUUGUUUUUGACGUCCGUUUUUGCACUUUCGUCUCUGGAUCGGCGCUGAUUAGAAGACUUUUUCCGCAAAUUUAAUAUCCAUUCGGAAUCCAACUCCUGUUGUUUUCACUAUUCACUUUCUGGUCCUUUCAGCGUGUACGGCCGAAAUAUGAACUUCGUCAUCGAUUUGAACAACAAGACAGCCGGCCGUGACAGAAUAGCGAGGUUUGUACAAUAUGGUUCAAAAACAACAUGGCAUUACAUGGAAAAAAAUGACUUUGAUGACAAAUCGAUUAAGAAAUUCAAACAACUUGAACAAUCCUUGGCAGCUUUUCGUAAAGUAUUGAGAUUUGGCCGCUUUAUCGAUUCAUUGCAUACUGCAUUGCGGACUGUUAAUCAUUCAGAUAAAACUAUUAGGUUUUGUGUGACAUUUUCAAAGAUAGCGCAUUCUUUGUAUUUGUUUUGUGACCAUUUUUUGUGGUUAAGUAAAAAUAACUUAAUACAAAUAAACGCAUCAAGAUGGGGUCAAACGGGCAAUAAGUAUUGGUUACUAUCUAUAGUUUUGAAUCUUGUCAGAGAUGCAGUGGAGUUGAAUAAUUUAUUUAAGUCAAUUCUGAAAAAAAAAAUUCUAAACACUUUAAAUAGAAAAGUAGCUCCUAAAGAUGUUUUCACUGGUGAAGCAGUUCAAUUUGUUCGUAGUCAUAAAGACUUGUUAAUCGAUACUGUAAAAAAUAGCUGUGAUGUAAUGUUACCAUUGACAAAUUUAGGAUUUAUUAGGUUAAGUCCAGGCACAAUAGGCGUAGUUGGUAUGAUAUCAUCAGUGCUCAGUUUAUACACAUUAAUAGACCAGAAAGCUAAGUUACCUUACACGUGAGUUAUUUGUUAUCAUUUAAAUUUACUUUUUGUUAAAUCAAUAAGUGUCAAAACAAGAAUUUAACUUAAAUUUGGAUAUAAUAUGUACCAACAAUUUUAUUUUUGCAAUAUUUUAUCAAAUCAAUUAUUUUUACUAAUUUAUUUGUAUAUUUUAUACUUGAAU